Messenger RNA from Mesocricetus auratus (golden hamster), 3072 nucleotides. RefSeq names its product BTB domain containing 1 (gene Btbd1). The coding region runs from base 85 to 1557 and encodes 490 amino acids. Gene Ontology annotation, biological process: neurogenesis. Gene Ontology annotation, molecular function: protein binding. NCBI's taxonomy places the organism in Eukaryota, Metazoa, Chordata, Mammalia, Rodentia, Cricetidae. The transcript is spliced from 8 exons. The record is from RefSeq and is a predicted model, not a curated record. Gene Ontology annotation, cellular component: P-body; cytosol.
GGGCGGUGCCGGCCUCGGGGCGGCUUGACGAUGGCGGCUGCGCGCCGCCCGCUCACACAGUGAACCGAGCCGCGCAGCGGGAGGAUGGCCUCGCUCGGGUCUGCCGCGGCAGGGGAGCCGGCGGCCGGAGCUGAGGCGGAGCUCGGUCCUCCGGCCCCUCCGCCGCCGCCCCCGCCGCCGCCGCCGCCUGCGCCCUCGCCGUCCGCUCUCGGGCCGCUGCUGCCCCUGCAGCGGGAGCCGCUGUACAACUGGCAGGCCACCAAGGCGUCGCUGAAGGAGCGCUUCGCCUUCCUCUUCAACUCGGAGCUGCUGAGCGAUGUGCGUUUCGUGCUCGGCAAGGGCCGCGGCGCCGCCGCCGCCGGGGGCCCGCAGCGCAUCCCCGCCCACCGCUUCGUCCUGGCGGCCGGCAGCGCGGUCUUCGACGCCAUGUUCAACGGCGGCAUGGCCACGACGUCGGCCGAGAUCGAGCUGCCGGACGUGGAGCCCGCCGCCUUCCUGGCGCUGCUGAGAUUUUUGUAUUCAGAUGAAGUUCAAAUUGGACCAGAAACAGUUAUGACCACUCUUUAUACUGCUAAGAAAUAUGCAGUCCCUGCCCUGGAAGCACACUGUGUAGAAUUCCUUACCAAACAUCUUAGGGCGGAUAAUGCCUUUAUGUUGCUUACUCAGGCGCGGUUAUUUGAUGAACCUCAGCUGGCUAGUCUUUGUCUAGACACGAUAGACAAAAGCACAAUGGAUGCAAUAAGUGCAGAAGGGUUUACUGAUAUUGACAUAGAUACACUCUGUGCAGUUCUAGAAAGAGACACAUUAAGUAUUCGAGAAAGUCGACUCUUUGGAGCUAUUGUACGUUGGGCAGAAGCAGAAUGUCAGAGACAACAAUUGCCUGUGACAUUUGGAAACAAACAGAAAGUUCUAGGAAAAGCACUUUCCUUAAUCCGGUUCCCACUGAUGACAAUUGAGGAAUUUGCAGCAGGUCCUGCUCAGUCUGGAAUUUUGUCAGAUCGUGAAGUGGUAAACCUCUUCCUUCAUUUUACCGUCAAUCCUAAACCCCGAGUAGAAUACAUUGAUCGGCCACGCUGCUGCCUCAGAGGAAAGGAGUGCUGCAUCAAUAGAUUCCAGCAAGUGGAGAGCCGCUGGGGUUACAGUGGAACAAGUGAUCGGAUCAGGUUCACAGUUAACAGAAGAAUUUCUGUAGUUGGAUUUGGUUUGUAUGGAUCUAUUCAUGGGCCCACGGAUUAUCAAGUGAAUAUACAGAUCAUUGAAUAUGAGAAAAAACAAACCUUGGGACAAAAUGAUACCGGAUUUAGUUGUGAUGGGACUGCUAACACAUUCAGGGUCAUGUUCAAAGAACCUAUAGAGAUCCUGCCCAAUGUAUGUUACACAGCAUGCGCAACACUCAAGGGUCCAGAUUCUCACUACGGCACAAAAGGACUGAAGAAAGUAGUACAUGAGACCCCUGCUGCAAGCAAGACUGUUUUCCUAUUUUUCAGCUCCCCUGGCAAUAACAAUGGCACUUCGAUAGAAGAUGGACAAAUACCAGAAAUAAUAUUUUAUACAUAAUCUAGUGUUAACGACCAUUCAGUCUAAUCUUAAACAUAAACAAGUGGCCACAAAUAGUUUGAGUGUCAUGAGUAUUUAUAAUUACAGAAUAAGAAACAUUUUAGUUUCUUUGAGGAGGUAAAAAAGUUUAUUUAAAUCUCUGCAUGAUUCAAAGGCAGAUUUUCCAUUUUCUCAUAACCCAGUUUGUGUGAAAACCGCAGUCUUUCCGCUUCGUCUUGUGUGAUCCAUAGGUCUGCUGACUUGUGAUCUUUCAAUAGUUUGGGAAUUGAAAGAUUUUUGUCAUAUGUAGCAGAUACGAGUAUUUGCGCUUUUUAAAAAACUUUUGUUUUUACUAUUUUGAAAGUUAGGUGAAAUGGGUCAGUAUUCUUACAGAACUCUUUUUAACUCAGAUAAUUUCAGAAAAUUAAGAAAACUAACUUUGUAUUUGGGAUUUUGAAAUAUGUGGUUGCUAGCAUUUGGAAUAAUGCUAAAAAGUAAACCUAAAAAAGCACCCAAGAAAAAUUUCAGUUCAUUUACAGAAAAAGGUAUUUUGUAAUAGUAUAGUAGUGUAUUGCAUAGUACUGUUUUAAAUCUGUAAGUGGAGUUUGUAUAAAUUCACAAUAAUUGAUAUAAAUAGAUCUAUAGGGAUGAUCUGAGAUGAUUCUUUAUCACUCCCAUCCCACUAUGUCUGUCAUGAUGCUGCCAGUAAUUCCUAGAUGGUUGAGAUACGAUGGAGGUGCUGACAGAUACCACUGUAGCAUUGCAGUAACUGUACACAGCAAGGAAGGAGAUAAAAUACUAAGUUCCUGACAGCUGCUUUGAAAUCAUGAAGCUGUCCAACUAGUCACUCCUGUUUAAAAGGAAGGAGGCUUUUUUGUCACCUAUAUAGUUCUAUCCAAGAAGCAAAAUGCUUGAUAUGCUUAUGUGACUGGCACAUCUAUAAGAGAGUGGGUCAGAAGAAUAUCUGGCAGUGUGAUGAUUCUGCAUUUUUAUAUAAAACUGAUUUUUAAAAUACAUGUGAGAAUAUUUUUCCCUUGAAAAUGAUUAUCUUAUAAAAAACCUUGCAUAAAUUAAGCUUAAGGGGUAUUAGUCUAUCAGAUAGUUGUGGAAAAUCAUUAAAAAUUCUUUCAAGUAUCAACUUAAGAAUUUUUUUCUAAAUAGGAUAUGAAGGAUUUCAUCAAAAGUAGUAAUUUGCAUUUUCAAGAGGACAGGGAGGUAAUGUGUUGGUGGCUAGGGUCUCUUGAAGUUGCUGAAGAAAGGGAAUUGCUUCUUGUUUACUCUGGUACCAUGAUCUUAUGUUGUCAGCCUCAGUUAGCUGGAAUACCCACUAAUGUGUGAUUCUGCUAAAAUGAAGUUUAGCAAAGACCAGUAGGGGGGUAUUAACAAGUAUUGCAUGCCAGACAUAAGGUAGUGCCAUCCAUAUGCCUUGCUUUUUACCGAACAACUAUAAUGGAAUGUACAAGAAACUGAACCACUCACUGACAUUGGGACAUCACCUGGAAUCUUUAAAAUAAAUUUAUCAUUUUUGUUUAUCAA